UGUGACUUGAUCUCCGCUCGUGUUUUUCUCAAGUUUGUUUGUAAAUAGAGGGAAAAAAGAUCACAGCCAGUUAUUCAUGUCUCGAAAUCGCCCUUCGCACGAUUCGUUCGAGCUGGCGUCUCUCGUCUCGACCGAGCAGGAAGAGGACGCCGGCUCGGUCUCUAGCAGAUCUGUCCGCUCAGAACUACACUCGCAGCAUCUCUCGUUCGAUUCACUGCCCCGUCCUUCGUUCGGAGGACUAUCUGCUGCUGGAUCGAUGGUUUUUGACUAUGGUGCUCACUUGUUUCCUUUGCAGGCUUCGGCUGAUAGAGACGGCGCGGUACCACUCGAAAAACAAAAGCGAUUAGGUGUUGUCAACGGACUUGGUCUAGUGAUUGGCUUGCAGAUUGGCUCCGGCAUCUUUUCAUCACCGUCUGAAGUCAACGCCCACGCCGGCUCACCGGGCACUGCACUUCUAGUCUGGCUCGUGGCAGGUCUGCUUGCCUGGACCGGUGCAGCCUCCUACGCCGAGCUCGGUACCGCUAUACCACUGAACGGCGGAGCACAAGCAUAUCUUCACCACAUAUUUGGCCCCCUUCCUGCCUUCCUAUUCGCUUGGACCGCAGUCACGAUUUUGAAGCCCGGAAGUACUGCCAUCAUCGCGAUCGUGUUUGCGGAAUACCUCGGCAGACUUGUAUUUCACGAUGAAAAUGACGGCGACACUACAGAAAACGAAGGGGAAGGCCACUUCUCGCCUGCAUGGUUUAACAAGUCGGUUGCGGCCGGCGCGAUCGUCGUCGUGACGCUAAUCAACGUCCUCAGCACGAAACUUGGCACCCGAACCGGCGACAUCUUUCUGUUCUUGAAGAUAGCGUCACUGCUAGCGAUCACUUUUAUUGGUAUAGUUGUUGCAAUUACGGGAAAUGGUGCUGGAAACUUUUCGCAAGGCUGGUUUUACGGAGCGUCAAGCUCACUAGGCGACUAUGCCCUCGCUCUCUACGCUGGCUUAUGGGCUUUCGACGGCUGGGAUAACCUCAAUUACGUCGCGGCAGAAAUGAAAGACGCCAGUCGCGAUCUACCGAAAGUCAUACAUUUUGCGAUGCCGACCGUGAUUGUGUGCUAUAUAGCUGCCAAUUAUGCAUACUACGUCGUCUUGCCAAAGUCAGAUCUCACCAGCUCGAGCACAGUCGCUCUUGCCUUUGGAGAUCAUGUUUUUGGAAGGUUAGGCGCUAUCAUCUUUACUAUUGCCGUGGCAUUAUCUUGUUUUGGCGCGUUGAAUGCGAUCUCGUUUACCUCUGCGAGAUUGGUAUACGUCUCCGGAAAGGACGGUUUCCUUCCGACGAUGUUUGGUCGUAUCAACAAAAAGACAGAGACACCAAUUAACGCCUUGCUUUUGCAAGCAGGCCUGACUAUUGGAUUUGUGUUGGUGGGCGAGUUUGGAUCUCUGAUCACAUUCUACGGAAUUGCCGGGUACAUAUUUUAUUUCCUGACAGUCCUGGGAGUCAUCGUCCUACGCAUCCGUCAACCGGAACUCGAGCGGCCUUACAAAACUUUCAUCACCACUCCAAUCAUGUUUUGCUGCGUUGCUCUCUUUCUCAUCUCUCGCGGCAUUUUUUCGGCACCUCUACAAGCCUUAUUUACUGCCCUUUUUGUGAUUGCCGGUAUACCAAUCUAUUACUGGAGAGCCGGCGGUGGAAUGCAUGAAAUGCCGAUUUUUGGAAGACUGUUUAGGCCUCGCACAAACACGGAGAGGACGACAGGUUACAUAGGUGGGGAGCUCCAAUAAGUUCCUGUUUGCGAGUUUUGGUGUUUUGGGUUGAUGUACUGGUAGUCGCGUUCAUCCAUUUGCAUUUUAGACAGUGAGAUCUGCCAGCACAGUAUCUAUGACAGUAACCUCUCUGCAUUUUGCGAUUGUACUGGAUUGAAGGAUUGGGUUUUGGAGGAAAUGGGUUUCGGCAUAUAGGAAAGGAAAACAUUCUGCGAAUCGGCGGGAAUUAGAGUGUAAAUAUGAUUUUUGGAGUAUUACUGCGACAUUUAUCGCUGAAUUUUGUGAACUCUCAUAGUUUGGCAUAAGAGUGUAUGGAAAAUGAU
Messenger RNA from Myxozyma melibiosi, 2070 nucleotides. RefSeq names its product amino acid permease. Gene Ontology annotation, molecular function: L-amino acid transmembrane transporter activity. Lineage: Eukaryota; Fungi; Ascomycota; Lipomycetes; Lipomycetales; Lipomycetaceae. Gene Ontology annotation, cellular component: membrane. Gene Ontology annotation, biological process: amino acid transmembrane transport. Bases 77 to 1765 code for a protein of 562 amino acids. The transcript has 2 exons. The record is from RefSeq and is a predicted model, not a curated record.